UCAAUAACCCCACUCUUUGACGUCUUUGUAAAUUGUACUCACACAAUUUUUCUUUUAAAAAAAAUUACUCCUAUUAUUAACAAUAAAAUAUUAAUAGUUUCAUUAUUUAUUUUUUACAAUAAUUUGUUUAUCAAGUUAUCACCACCUGUGCCUCGAUCCUAGGAAAAACUCUCAGAUUUGAAUCAGGAGAAGUCUCUUCUCCUCAUUCCUUCCCUUUCUCUCCACUAUUUCUAUCCAACUUUUCAUUCGUUCCCAAUUUCUCCUUUUGCUCUCAAAAGUUGAAACCUCUUCAACAUCCCCACAACUCCUUUCUCCUUCUUCGUCUUCUCUAUAUGCCUCAGCUCAUCAGUGUUUAAAAUGCAGCAGAAGAAGCAGUACUUGCAUGAGCUUCUGAGAGAAGAGCAAGAGCCCUUUCAGCUCAACACUUACAUUGCCGACCGGAGGUGUGAGAACCGCCGCCUUCCGCCGCCGCCCAAAACCUCUGUUCAGCUCAAGAAGUGCUCUGCUACGAAGCGCAGUCUCUGUAAACAUGCAUGUUUCUUCUCCUUCCAAGAUUCCUCCUCGCCGGAUGUUCGCAAGUCUCCUCUCGCCUUUCCCUCGCCUCUCUCCGCUUCAAGAACGCCCAAUGGGCGGGUGAGGCUUAACGUUCCGGCCAGAACGGCGGCUCUGCUUCUCGACGCUGCUUUGAGGAUUCAGAAGCAGCAACAACAGGGUGAGAAAAAGGCGAGACCCCAGAUUGGUUUGGGGCUGUUUGGGUCGAUUCUGAAGCGGUUGAAGGACCGAAACAGGAACAAAAAGAGGGAGAUUAAGAACGCUACUGAUCAGAGAAAGGAUGAUGAUAAUGUGGUAAAUGAAGGUGUGGAGGUGAAGAAGGGAAAUGGUGGCGAUGAAAGUUUGGGUGUUUCUUAUAGCAGGCUUAGUAGCGCCGGCUGGUCGGAGAGCAACGAAGAGAAAUCUUUGGAUUUGGAGACUUCCAGUAGUUGCAGGUCUGAAGAAAUUGAUGAGGAGAGAAUCUUCUGUUCAAGCCCUCUAAGCCCUUUCAGAUUCUCCCUCGAAAGAUGCGAAUCUUCUGGUCGCCGAACGCCGGAGUUCUCUUCUCCGGCGGCCUCUCCCAAUCUCUGCCGACGACAGGACAAAGAAAAUUAUGAAAAUGGAGAGAUGGAAAAUGGUGAACAAGAAGAGGAGGAUGAGAAGGAACAAUGCAGUCCAGUGUCGGUAUUGGAUCCUCCAUUUGAGGACGAUGGGGUCGAGGAGGAGGACGAUGAAGGGCAUGAUGAUAGCGAUCUUGAAUGCAGCUAUGCCAUAGUACAAAGAGCACAGCAGCAGCUGUUGUACAAGCUUCGAAGAUUUGAGAAGCUAGCGGAGUUGGAUCCAAUCGAGCUCGAGAAGAUAAUGCUCGAAGAAGAAGAAGAAGACUAUGAGGAUAAUGCUGCAGAGUGUGAUGGUGUUGCAGAAUGUGUAGAUCACGAGUCCUUUUCAUCAUCCCGGGGUGAUGAUGAUGAAGAUAUCGAGGGGUUUGCGAGCAAUGGCAUCAUCCCUUUGGAGAUAAAAAGGCUGGUUUCGGACCUAAUUUCAGAGGAGAAGACAGAGACAAACCGGGAAGUCGUGUGGGGGAGAGUAUGCAAGAGGUUGGAUUCAUGGAAGGAAGCGAAAUCAGAGACCAUAGACAUGAUGGUAGAAUUGGACCUGAGAACAGCGUCGUGUGAGUGGAAGAGUUUGCGCGAGCAAGUGGAAGAAACAGCGAUGGAGAUCGAGGUUGGAAUCUUUGGAUCACUGGUAGAUGAAUUCUCAGGGGAGCUCAUGAAUAAAAUUUUGACUUAAUCUACAUAAUAAGAUUAGUUUUUAAUUUGUUACUUAGUUGAAAUGGAGGAUAAAUAAACUAACAUGCAUUGAGGGAUAUGUUAGGCUAAUUUGUGAGACCUGGUUAGGUGGCCGGUUUCUAUACAUGGGGGGGUUUUAUUGUUGUAGUGACACUGUGACAGGACAUUUCCUCAUGUUGGUGUACCAUGUAUGACAAGUGAAGUUUAAUCUAUCCUUAGCAUAUAUAAUCAUAUCAUAUCAGACACAAA
Messenger RNA from Ipomoea triloba (trilobed morning glory), 2069 nucleotides. RefSeq names its product probable serine/threonine-protein kinase kinX. Bases 358 to 1821 code for a protein of 487 amino acids. Lineage: Eukaryota; Viridiplantae; Streptophyta; Magnoliopsida; Solanales; Convolvulaceae. The record is from RefSeq and is a predicted model, not a curated record. The transcript has 3 exons.